AUGGGUGGUUUUUCAGAUCUUGAUUUUCUAACAUUAGCAAUUGUGGUCGGUAUAGCAUUUCUAACUAGGACAUUCCUAACAAGCUCACCAAAAAAGAUGGUCUCUCAAGCAACAGUUUCAAGAGUUAAAGAAUUAAUUGGCCAAAAGAAGGUUUUUGUUGCCGCAAAAUCUUAUUGUCCAUAUUGCCAAGCUAGUUUGCAAACUUUAUUCACUGAUUAUCAUGUUCCAAAGGACAAAUCUUUGGUUUUGCAAUUAAACCAAAUGGAAGAUGGUGAUGACAUUCAAGCUGCUUUAGCUGAAAUUACUGGUCAAAGAACUGUGCCAAAUAUUUACAUUGAUGGUAAACAUAUUGGUGGUAACAGUGACUUGCAACAAUUGAAGUCUUCUGGUAAACUUGAUGAAUUGUUGAAAGCUGCUUUGGCUUAA
This is a messenger RNA of Vanderwaltozyma polyspora DSM 70294, 426 nucleotides long. RefSeq names its product glutaredoxin. The record is from RefSeq and is a predicted model, not a curated record. Gene Ontology annotation, cellular component: cytoplasm; nucleus. NCBI's taxonomy places the organism in Eukaryota, Fungi, Ascomycota, Saccharomycetes, Saccharomycetales, Saccharomycetaceae. Gene Ontology annotation, molecular function: glutathione disulfide oxidoreductase activity. Bases 1 to 426 code for a protein of 141 amino acids. The transcript has a single exon. Gene Ontology annotation, biological process: cellular response to oxidative stress.